Lonchura striata (white-rumped munia) is the source of this 3917-nucleotide messenger RNA. The record is from RefSeq and is a predicted model, not a curated record. Lineage: Eukaryota; Metazoa; Chordata; Aves; Passeriformes; Estrildidae.
GCCGCAGAGCCCCAAGCCCGGCAGGAAGGUGUGGGGCAGCCCCUCCCUCAGGGCACAUCCCCAUGGCUAACCCCCAGACCCAUUGCUGCGAGGUCACUGCCAUCCCUCUUCCCCCGGCUGUGCCUCUCUCCAGGUUUGUCCCGCUGGGUUCUUCCUCGGCCAGGAGGGUGUUUGGUGCUUGCAGGGAGCUGGAUGGUGUGAAGAGAGGAGCUGCUGGCCUUUCCUGGGAGCCCUGGCACUUCCAGCGAGGAGGCAGCGCCAUGCUGGCUCCAAAGAAAGGCCUCCUGUGCAACCUCAACCACAUCCACCUGCAGCACAUCUCCCUGGGGCUGCACCUCUCCCGGCACCCCGAGCUCCAGGAUGCUUCCACGGCCGGGGGAGAGCAGACCGGCUGCACCCAGUGCCCGGAGAACCGGGAGCCGGUGGAUGCCAAUUCCAACAAUCCCUCGGUGAAAUGCCGCUGCUGUGAGUCCCACGCUCCGGAGCUGGAGACGCUCGGGCUCCAGAACCAAGAGGAUUUCCCCUGCCUGCACAGCGGAGACGAGGAGGAGGCGGCUUCCCCUUGUGAUCCCCCUUGUGAUCUGGCUUCUUCCUCCUCCUCCUCCUCCUCCUCUGUCAGUAGCUGCUCGGAUUUCAGCUUGGAUGAAUCCCCGGUCUCGGUGUACUGCAAGGAGUUCGCCAGAGCAGAGUCCCAAUCUCCUGACAAGCAGCUGAACGUCAUUCCCACAGAAAACGCCUGGCAUGGAGAGUCUCUGGCUGAUGGAGAGAGUCUGCCUGACCAGGAGAGGACGUGCCAUGGGAGAGAUGCCAACCACAACUCCCCGGUGUCCCUGCGAGCCACCGCCGUGGCCAGCAAGAGCCCGGACAGCCUCUGCAGCAACAACUCGCUCGACUCCCACUGCGACGAGCUCUCUCCCAGCGCAGCAGCAGCAGCAGCACAGGACACCGCCGGCACCUGCCCUGACCUAGACCCCAACUGCAACCCCCUCCCCGAGCCCGGUGCCGCGCCCCCAGCACCGCCGCCUGUGCCGGAGCGGCGGGACCCCGGCAUCCCGAGCGGCGCUCCGGAGCCGCGGCCCCGGCCCGGCGGCCUCCCCCCGCCGGUGCCCCCUCGUCCCCGGCGGCGGCUGCAGGUCCUCAACGCGCACAGAGCGGAGCAGCCGCCGGAGCCCCGGGCCGGGCCCGGUGAGCUCUGCCGAGACACGGGCGCCAAGACCAUCACCUCCUUCCACGAGCUGGCCCAGAGGAGGAAGAGGAACGCGGCCGGAACGCUCGCCCAGGCCAGGGUUGACCGCAGUGACUGGCUGAUCGUGUUCUCGCCUGACACGGAGCUGCCCCCCACCAGCGAGCUGCUCGCCGGCACCGCGGGCCGGGAGCCAGCCCGGCCUCCGCCCCAGCCCCAGCCGCAGCCCCGGCAGGACGGGCCGGCCGGGCCUCCCGGCUCCGGGCAGCGCGAGGUGACGACGUUCAAGGAGCUGCGGUCCCGCAGUGCCGCCCGGCAGCCCAAGGGCCAGCGGGCAGAGCCGGGCCAGCGCCCCGCUGUGCCCGCGGGGACGGGCGCGGGCCCGCAGCCCGUGCCGGCACCCAGCGACCAGCUGAGGAGGAGACCCCGGCCGAGCCUGCAGCCCAUCGCGGAGGGGCAGCCGAGGGAUGUGGAGAAGGGGGAAAAGGGGCUGGGCACCGCCCCGCUCCGGAGGCUCGGGGGUCCCGCCGGGGACCCCGCGGUGCCGCGGGCGGCUCCGGGAGGAGACGAGACCCGCACGGGGGCCAGCCCCGAGCCGCUCGCCGCCGGAGCCGCCGCCGGAGCCGCCGCCGGAGCCGCCGCCGGAGCCGCCCGGCCCGGCGGGGGAAGAGCGGAAGGGCCGCACGGCGAGCAAACCAAAGCGCUGCUGGUGGCCGUCAGCUCUGCUGUGGACAAGGUCAUCGCCCACUUCAGCACCGCGCGGAACCUGGUGCAGAAGGCCCAGCUGGGGGACAGCCGGCUCAACCCCGACGUGGGCUACCUGCUGCUGCACACCCUCUGCCCUGCGCUCUACGCCUUGGUGGAGGACGGGCUGAAGCCCUUCCAGAAGGAUGUUAUCACGGGCCAGAGGAAAAAUUCCCCCUGGAGCGUGGUGGAAGCCUCUGUGAAAACAGGCCCCAGCACCCGCUCCCUGCACUCCCUGUGCUGGCACGUGGCCGGGCUGGCCCCGCUCAGCAGCGCCAGGCAGAAGUUCCACGCCUUCAUCCUCGGCCUUCUGAACAUUAAACAGCUGGAGCUGUGGAUAUCUCACCUGCAGAAGAGCCCAGGUGUGAUCUCCGUGCUCUACUCACCCACGGCCUUCUUCGCCCUGAGCCAAGGCCCGCUCCCCCACCUCGCUGACGAACUUCUGCUGCUCAUCCAACCCCUCUCGGUGCUGACGUUCCACCUGGACUUGCUCUUUGAGCACCACCACCUCUCCGUGGACGUCCGGCCCCUGUCCCGCCGGGCGCGGGGGGCCGCGUCUCUGGGGGGCCUGGAGGACGAGACCCCCGCCGCUGCCCUGGGCGGGGUGGGGGGCACAGGGGGCAGCACAAGGCUCCGGUCCCCAGCGUCCGUGGGUGAGCUGGUCCCAACGCCCCCCGUGGGGGCUGCCCUGCACCAAACCUUCCAGCAGGUCCUGCGCUGGGGCGACCAGCUCGGCCGCAGCUUGCUGGGGUCCGAUACCCCCUCCCCGGAGAGCCACGGGCCCGAGGGGGACACUGGGGGUGGCCUCGGCGGCUGGUGGGGCCAGCUGAGCCAGAGCUCCAGGGUUUACACCACUCCCAGCAAGGAAAAGUCCCCCUCGGUCUGGUGGACCAAGCUGCGGGCGGCUGCGGGGGAUCCCAGCCCGGGCCAGGCUGGGCAAUCCCAAAUUUCCAGCAGCGAGCCCAGAGGCACGGAGCUGCAGCUCCUUCAGACCAAAGCUGUCCCCGAACGCUCCGGCACGAGGCCCAGCAGCAGCAGCAGCAGCACGGACACCUCGGGCACCUCUUCCCCUGAAGAUCUCUUCUUGCCCGCUGGAACUGGGGCGCUCACCGAGCCCGAUGAUCCCAGGGCGGGGAGGAACCUCCCGGCUGGUGCCCACAUCCUCCCGGCAGCACCUGGAGGGCCGGAGAGGGGUGAUGCUCCGGGUCCUGCCAGGGGCGGAUGGCUGGGCUGGCUCUUCGGGGCCACCAACGCCCCGGCCGGGAGCGUCCCCGCCGGCCCUGACGCCCUCGGGGCCGGGGCCAGGAGGCCGUCCCGCUGGCUCGCCCCCGGCCCGCACCUCCUGGCCGGGCUGAGGAAGGCUCUGGUGUCCCAAAGGAGCCGCGCCCCGGAGCCCCCGGCCCGCAGGGCAGUUCGGGCGCUCUGUGACCACACGGGCACCGCCGACGGGCACCUGAGCUUCCAAAAAGGAGACAUCCUGGAGCUGCUCUCCACCGUGGAUGAAGACUGGAUCUGCUGCUGCCACGGGGACAGCACCGGCCUCGUCCCUGUGGGUUACACGUCCCUGAUUUUGUGAAGGAGGCAAAAGGGACCCGAGGAAGCAGCUGAGCUCACCCGAGAGGAGACGUCCCCUGCCAGGGCUGUGCCACCUCCGGGGCUGGCAGCUCCCAGGGGACCCCGCCUUGCUCCUGUCACUGCUGCAUGGCAUCAGCGUCUGCCACCGUGUCCCACCGUGUGCCACCGCCUGCCACCCUGUCCCCCUCCUCUCUUGGGGGCUGGGGGGCUCCUCUGCCGCUGCCCACCCCCGUGCCAGGGCCUCUCCCUGCCCCGUGCCCCCUCCGUGCCCCGUGUCCUGCGCCUGCCGCCUCCCCGCGCCCUGCCCUGCCGCGGGGGCCCGGUGCCAGCGCUCUGUAGAGAGGUGUAAGCACAGGGCUGAGCUGGUUCCGCGGGGGGAAAAGCUGGAAAUAAAGGUUGUGAUUCACGUCUCCGC